AUGAACUCUCGAUCUUGCCCAUUACCAGCCCCUCCCCUUUCUCCUGCCCUUCUCGCUCCCUCCCCACACAGUCUGCCGUGUGUGCUGCAAUAUUCAUGCUGCCACGACACGUGUGUGCCGGAGCAGAAGAGACUGGCGGAUCCCAGAAGGCUCUAUGCACCUGGCCGCCUCUACCACAUGCUCUACACACAGCGCUGCAGCUGUGAGGACCUGCCCCCGGUGGCGCUGACGGCCAUUCCAGUGGAGGGGCGGUUUGAGCACGUGGUGCUGUCGCGCACUGCCACUCGCGACCACACGCUGCCCCUUAUCGCUGCGAAACUGCACCAGUUCCUGCAGACGGUGGACGAGCCUGAUGCUGAAGCAGAAGGCAAGGGGGAUGAGCAGCAGCCAGUCGUGAUGACACCACCAGCAGAAGAGGACCCUGCUGUGCUUGCAGCAGACUAUGAGAGGGAUGAUGAGGGGGAGGAAGAGGAGGAAGUGGAGGAGGAUGGGAUGCAGUUGGGGCAGGCAGACUCGGACAGAACGUCCACAGGAGAUGCUCAGGGUGUGCAGUCGGAGAGUGGCGAGGCUGAUAAAAUUGCCGCCGGUAGCAGUAGUAGUGCUGGUGGCGGUGGUGGGAAGCCGCUGCAGGCGCAUGAAUCGUCAGCGCAAGUGCACAAGCGGUGGCAGGAUCUGAUAGAAGCGUUGAUGUCUGAUGAGUGCCCAUCCGGAGGCAGUGCGGGCCAUGGGCAAAGUGGGGCUGGAGGUAAAGGGUUUGCAUUUAGGAGUAUGAGUUGGAGGCAGCCAUCGUUUGGUGCUCGUCAAUCAUCUGGGGCCGAAAAUAAACACGAGAAGAAAGGAUGGGGAAGGGUGAGGCAGGCUGUGAGAGAUGGGAACAUGGGAGGAACAAGGUGA
Molecule: messenger RNA, 894 nt
Organism: Closterium sp. NIES-65
Lineage: Eukaryota; Viridiplantae; Streptophyta; Zygnematophyceae; Desmidiales; Closteriaceae
Source: the annotation of a GenBank genome assembly